AUGGCGUUGGGUGGCGGAGGGCAAUUGAGCAAAUUUCUCCACAAAUGCAUCACCAUCAACCCCCAGCCCUCAACUCCCAGCACCAGCCCCAUCCCCUGCUCCAGCACCAGCCCCAUCCCCUGCUCCAGCACCAGCCCCAUCCCCUGCUCCAGCACCAGCCCCAUCCCCUGCUCCAGCACCAGUCCCAGCCACAUCCCCGAUCCAAUCCACAGCCCCAUCCACUGUCCAGCGCAGCCCCAGCCCCAUCCACUGUCCAGCCCAGCCCCAGCCAAUGUCCAGCCCAGCCCCAGCCAAUGUCCAGCGCAGCCCCAGCCCCAGCCAAUGUCCAGCCCAGCCGCAGCCAAUGUCCAGUGCAGCCCCAGCCAAUGUCCAGCGCAGCCCCAGCCAAUGUCCAGCGCAGCCCCAGCCAAUGUCCAGCGCAGCCCCAGCCAAUGUCCAGCCCAGCCGCAGCCAAUGUCCAGCGCAGCCCCAGCCAAUGUCCAGCGCAGCCCCAGCCAAUGUCCAGCGCAGCCCCAGCCAAUGUCCAGCGCAGCCCCAGCCAAUGUCCAGCGCAGCCCCAGCCAAUGUCCAGCGCAGCCCCAGCCAAUGUCCAGCGCAGCCCCAGCCAUAGCGAUACCACUGGAGACGUAG
Salvelinus fontinalis (brook trout) is the source of this 630-nucleotide messenger RNA. RefSeq lists its product as uncharacterized. The record is from RefSeq and is a predicted model, not a curated record. The transcript has 2 exons. Lineage: Eukaryota; Metazoa; Chordata; Actinopteri; Salmoniformes; Salmonidae. Bases 1 to 630 code for a protein of 209 amino acids.